This is a messenger RNA of Nerophis ophidion (straightnose pipefish), 5416 nucleotides long. RefSeq names its product A kinase (PRKA) anchor protein 1b (gene akap1b). The record is from RefSeq and is a predicted model, not a curated record. Gene Ontology annotation, molecular function: RNA binding. Lineage: Eukaryota; Metazoa; Chordata; Actinopteri; Syngnathiformes; Syngnathidae.
UUUGAUCUGCGCAUCGCGAGAUUUGAGCAGCUGUUGAGUGUGUGUUUUUUUAGACCAGUUCUCGUCGGCCAACACGUGGGGAGAAGAGAUUGACUUUGUACGGAACACUUUUUAUGGUCGAAACAGGGAGGGUCCAUUUACACCUUGCUUGACCGGUCUUGCUCUCAUCGUGGCGGCAUUAAGGACCCUAAAUUACUGUGGAGCUCGUGUCCUGAGAUGCCGCUGAGGUUUCGCUCGAUUGUGCCCUACACACUGCCUGGAGUUCUGGCACUGAUUGGCUGGUGGUGGUACAUCUCCCGCAAGAAAGAGCGUCUCAUUAGCCAUGACGAACCAGAUGAACCUUCAAAAAUCGCACCCCUUAGAACAUCUGUAGCAGUGGGUCAUAAUGGUGUGUGUGAAAAAGGCAAUGGAUCUUCUACAAAUAAAACGGAACAUCAACUAAUUUGCAGACAAGUAACUAAUCAAGACAAGGAGCUGGAAAAUAUCUCCCAAACUCUUGUUCAGGAUACAUACACAGCAUGUUCAGUGGGACAAUCUUCCAAAGAGGCAGCAUCUGAAACUUGUGGAAGGAGACUGAACAUUGAUAGACCCACAGUCUCAACUCUGCCACCAUAUGAGCAGGGUGACAGUCACAAAGUGUCACUCAAAGAACAUGGGUUCCAGAAGAAAAGCCCAGCAACUGCUUUGGCUACAGAGGCAAAAAUCUACCUAAAGAGUGAACUAACUUGUGCUGCGGGAGCCACUGUUAAAGAGAUUGACUUGCCCUGCCAAUCCACCAAAGUUAUGCACUCGGCCUCCUCGUCGACGUGCCUUUCAGAUGCAGAGAGGCCUGAGCCAGAGGGUGAGGUUGCAAAAAACUACAUUAUGACACAAAAUGAUGCCUGUGUGGUCACCCCCACUAAAGUGCAGAGAGGGAUCUCAUCACAGUUUGAUUCUCUAGAAACACCUACAUCCCCGCAUGAUUUCAAUCAACACAUUCUAACCAGCACUCCCACCUCCACUCUUCUGACCUUUAAAGCCCAGAACAAGUCAUUGACUUCACAGGAAAUCCUGCUUCACUGCAAUAAUGGUGAAAAACAAGAUUUGGAGGUUCUGGCAGCUGGGCUCAUAACUGAGGUCAUCUCGGCAGCCACUCAGCAGGUCCUUGGUGUCACCAGCUGCCAGGCUCCUGACAUAAGCAAGCAGUGCAACCACAGUUUGUCUGAUGCCCCUCAACAAAGCAAAGAGCAAGUGAUGCUGAAUGGCUGUUCUGCAGUGUCUGAAUGGGAGUCUAAUAUCAGUGGAUUGGUUUAUCAGCCAGAUAAUAUGCAGGUAGACCCUUUGCCAAAACUGUCUUACCAAGCGGCAAUGAGUACGCCUGUGCCAGGUAUUGAACAGAAAGGUGUUGAAUUGGCUACACAGGCUGAAGACUCUGCUUGUAGCACAUGCCACUCUGAGGAUGGCAAUAACAGCGAGGACCACAGACUGUUCGACAAGAGGGAUAUCUUCCAGGUUACAGACUUGUCAGAAAGAGAAGACCCACAAUCCCAAUCACUGGCUGAGACCACAACAGAGGUGAUGAUUUUGGCUUUGACUGAAGAAAUUUCAGCAAAUGUAAAUAGACUUGAUGGAAUGAACUUGAGGAAUGGAGCUCAUGGUACAUGUGAAGUGGAAACAGACCAAUCUGGAGGCUCUGAUGUGAACAGCAUGGACUCUGGUGACAGCGGCUGCACGAUGGGUGCUGGGAGUCAAAGUAAUCUUGCUACUUCAAGUUUAGAGCUUGUUAUCUGGGAGAUUGAAAUUCCAAAGGGUCUUGUUGGGCGCUUAAUUGGUAGGCAAGGAAGAUAUGUGAGUUUCCUGAAGCAGACCUCAGGCGCAAAGAUCUACAUCUCAGCCUUGCCUUACACACAGGAGUUCCAAAUAUGUCACAUAGAAGGUAUGCAGCAGCAAGUGGACAAAGCCCUAUCCCUGAUUGGGAAGAAAUUUAAAGAUCUGGAAUUGACCAACAUUUAUGCACCUCCACCGCCGCCCCUGACAUUGCCAUCACUCCCCAUUACUUCCUGGCUUCUUAUGCCCAGUGGCGUGACUGUGGAAGUGAUCGUGGUGAAUAUUGUGUCAGCUGGGCACAUCUUUGUCCAGCAGCACACCCAUCCUACUUACCAUGCCUUGAGGAGCCUCGACCAGCAGAUGUUCUUGUGCUACUCCCAACCAGGCAUACCCACCCUCCCCUCACCUGCGGAAGUUGGAGUAAUAUGUGCUGCUCCAGCAGUGGAAGGAGCAUGGUGGAGAGCUCAGGUCAUCACUUUCUAUAAGGAAUCAAAUGAGGCGGAAAUAAGAUAUGUUGAUUACGGUGGCUAUGACAGAGUCAAGAUUGACUCACUACGGCAAAUAAGGUCUGAUUUUGUAACGUUGCCAUUUCAAGGGGCUGAAGUAUUGCUUGACAACAUCGCUCCCUUACCAGGAGAAGAUUGUUUUUCGUCUGAGGCCACAUCAGCUUUAGAGGAGAUGACACGGGGUGCUGCACUGCUUGCACAAGUCUCAAACUAUGAUGAUAAUACUGGUCUUCCUCUGGUUCAUCUGUGGAACAUGGUAGGAGAGGAGGUUUUCUCAAUAAACCGUUCGUUGGCAGAGAGAGGCCUGGGGGUCUGGUUGGAUGGAUUUUGAACCAUCAUCGUUAAGACACAUCACUGGAUGAAGUUCUUUUUUUUUUUCUUUGAUGCCCUUUUCCUUUCUAAAAAAAAUUAAAUAAAAUUAGUUUUCAGGCAUAGUCUUCAAGAACAGCACUGUUCCAAAAUUGUAUUUAGGACGACCAUUCUUUUCCCAAUGCACUAAAAAAACAAACAAAAGAAGUACUUUAUAUAUAUAUAUAUAUAUAUAUAUAUAUAUAUAUAUAUAUAUAUAUAUAUAUAUAUAUAUAUAUAUAUCCAUCCAUCCAUCCAUUUUCUACCGCUUAUUCCCGCGACAUAUAUAUAUAUAAUUAUUGUUUAAAGUAUAAAAUGUAAGUGAAUAAAGGGUAACCCAAUGUUAUUUAUUCAACUAUGUUUUUCACUGUUGGGAAAAUCAUCAUGCUGUAGACAUUUAAUUCCUAAUUCACUGACAACUGGGUUUACAUUUCAGCCAGUUUGUGUUCAACAAAUGCUACAAAAAACCUCACAAAAAAUGUGCCUGUGUUUACCAUAGUUUGAGACACUCCACAUAUUUUUCAUGACAAAAAUUCAGGGCACACCACCAAGCAUGCCGUGACUUAUUGUUUUAUGAAUCACUAAUUAUAUAUGCCAUCUGGAUGAUGAUAAUGUUAUGCCUUCCACUAUACUGGCUCACAGGCAUAGCUAAACAAAGAUAUUUGUAAUAAAUUAUCCUUUUGGGACCAAUUCGGUAGACCUGGUCAGCUCAUGGGGCUGUGGUUGGGAAUCACCGGGCUAAGCAACACUCGAGUCUGCAACUUUGACAAAACUGAAUGGUUGUCUUUGUCGCCACCAAAUACUGUUUGGGGAGACUCAUCAAAGGAUUUUACUUCUAGACCCUACCAUCUUUCCAAUAUGCAUAUUUUUAAAAAUCCUGAGGUACCUUAGUUUUCGUUAGAUCAGUUCCAAAAGGUCGGACAAAAACUGAAUCCAUGUAUCCCGUUACAAAUUAUGUAAAUCUUUUUCAAUUUUAUAGAAAUAUAGUAUUCCAUACAGAAAAGAAUGAGAACCACAAUGACUGAAAUGGAUGAAUAAAAAUUUACAUAACUUUACCAAUAUUGUUGAAGGCGCUUGAAGGGCCGCACAGAUGCCACCUUUGUACUUUGAGUUUUUUCUUGAAUUCAGUAGUGUUUCUCACCUUUUUUAACGUGCUGGCACUUGCUACUUUAUUUGGCCCCAUGGUGGCUUAUUUUGCAGUUCGAUUGUACAGUACUAUUCAAAAUAGGGAGUGCUUUUCUGACAAUUUAAAUGAUCAAUAACCGCUAACCCUAAAGGGAAACAAAGCUCCUUGAAAUACACUACUUGGUUUUGUUAACCAACAAAAAAACAAUUCAAUGUAACAUUGGAUAUGGAAAAACGCUAGAUGACAUUGACAAGUCUGAUAUUUAAAAAAAAAAAUGUUUGUUGUGGCCUCUUUAAAAUGGUGCAAUAUUGGGAAAGCAUCUGUGCUGUCAUUGUAUUAUGUUUAUGCUAAUAUUUAUAACCCUUCUAAAAGUAAUCCAGCACAAAUCUUAUACCCACAUUAUCCUAAUGCAAGGUUAACAAUCAGGGGAAAAUGUCUGAAUGCAUUUAACUACUGCCAAUUUCUUAGUACAUUAAUAUUCAAAGUGCAGCGAGGGGCCCGUUUUUUUCCCGCUCAUUUUUCAUUGGCUCUUGGCAUAUUCUAUAAAUGUAUUAAGUAUAGCCCCCCAACAUCCUUUUGUCUUAAUGUGUCUUGGAUGUUUAAAUUGAAAUGAUGGUGUCAAAGAUGCACUAAGGAAAACAAAAACAAAGAGGAGAGAGUAACAACUGUAAUAACUUGCUUUAAAAAACAUUUCACAUUGUGUAUCAAACACUUAACUGCCUACAUUUGACCAAACUUAAUGAGUCAACUUCUGUCUAGUCAAACCUACAUUGUUGUCUUGAGCCAGGAUGGUAAAUGUGAAUAAGUACUUAAACGAUAAUGUCCUAUUUUACCAAAUCACCCUCUUGUCCAAGUCGACUUUUUUUUCCGCAAGGAACACAACAGUGUUAUAAGUACUGAGUAUUUGUUUAUUCAGUAAUCAAUCCCCAAAACUUAAUUUGGCAGGGUUGACCACAAUGCAACCUGCAGCUCGUUUUCUUUAAUAGGAUAUUGGCAUAUUGUUAAAACAAAAUGUAUUUGUAAUGAGUUUUAUUACAUGUUUCACUAAUUUGGUUUGUGACUUAUAACAAUAUUUUGUUCAAAGUUAGGAAAAAAACUGUCAAAAUGUUCUGUUUGCGGACCUCGGAAUCCGUUUGGAUGCCGUUGCAUUACUCAGGCGUGAGUACAUGCAAGCAAGCGAUAGAGGGAUUUCCUAAAUAAAAGUGGAGCACUAGCCAUAUUGUUGCUGGCACACAGGAACUGUCCUCUGUAUUUUUGUUCUUUCAGUUGAAGUAAAUAUGUUCUUCUGCAAUGUAAUUAUGUUAACUCCCACCAUACCUACAGUAGUUUCUCCAUUUCUCUGUAAAUAAGAUAUAUUACUCUACUUUUAUAUAACACUGAUCGAAAGGGAAAUGUUUUUUUUUCCUAACCUAUUUCAUCCUGCCUCAAUCUCUGUCAUCAAUGUUAUUUUUUUAAGAUGUGGGAUUGUUUUUGUGUUUGUAUAGCUAGACACGUUAUCGGAUUAUUUUUGAAACUAGUUUUGCUGUGCCCAAAAGAUUUGACAUGUACAGAUGAUUUUUUGCGAGACUAAUGUUAAUUUGGAUUGUACAGAAUUAUAAAGAGGGAAAACAAUAAAGUGUGUUGAAGUGUA